CCUUUCCUUUCCCCACCCCGAUCCUUCCGGCCUUCAAGCGCACUUGCAAAAAAAUAAUAGGCUGACCUGUAGCUUGAACCUAUUUGGAGAGCUUUGACACGGCAACGGCAGGAAAUCAUUGGCCUUUUCCUUGCGAUCGGGAGGUUCUAAUAACGGGAAAGGUUUGCAUUGGGAAGAAUCAUUGGGGGGGGGGGGUCCCGAUUCGAGCCGGACUUGCGCGCAAGAACGAACAGGAAUGGAAUGUAGACGCGCUGCGAGAAAAAGGACACUUCACGACUUCAAAGCCGGCAACCCAACCCACACACAACCCAAUCCACACCUACAAAAGCCCACACCACAACAGGCACCGUAAACACCACGCCCAGAACAGCGCACACACACACACAGAGAACUGGAGAGAAGUUUCCUGCGGAUGAGCUCCAGCAGCAGGAGUCUGAAGACAAACCCCUCUGGUCCCGGAGAUCGACCCAGAUUGGAUCCUGCAAAAGCAGGACCUAUCUGGGGGGAAAAAACCCUCUCGCCAAACAUCACCCUGCAAAGCUCUUCAGGUGAGCAGCUUCCGGAAACCAUGCAGGGGGGGAACCCCUCUGAGCAGAGUUCCCCUCAGUGGAACCAGAAGAGACUCUCCAAAUGCUCUGAAUGCGGGAAAUCUUUUGCUUACCGGUCCCUCCUUUUGAUCCAUCGGAAGCUGCAUACGGGGAAUGGAUCCCACCUGUGUUUUCUUUGUGGAAACUCCUUUCCUGGAAUGUGGAGCUUUGCCAAACAUCUCCGGAGCCACCCUGGACUGAGGCCUUAUAAAUGCGGAGAGUGCGGGGAGCGUUUUGCUAAAGGCUCGGACCUUGGAGCCCAUCAGCGACUCCACCAGGGAAAGAGACUUCAGGAAUGUCGAAAGUGGUGGAAAAGACUGUGCUUUUCUCAAAAGUCAGAGCUGCUUCAAUACCUGCAAAUCUACACAGGAGACAAACUUUACAAGUGCGGCCAGUGCGAGAAGGCCUUCGCUCAGAAGUCACAGCUUUGGCUCCACGAGAAAGUUCACAAAGGAAUCAAGUCUUAUGAUGCGUGCUGGGGGGAAAUUGCCCAGCGAUCAUCUCUUCGGAGUCGCAAGAAAACAAACAGAAGGAAGGAAAAAAAUGAAGAGUGUCCAGAAUGUGGGAAGUGUUUUUCCACCAAGGUAUACCUGAUGAGACAUCGGACAAUCCUGUUGUGA
Molecule: messenger RNA, 1207 nt
Organism: Ahaetulla prasina
Lineage: Eukaryota; Metazoa; Chordata; Lepidosauria; Squamata; Colubridae
Product: zinc finger protein 300-like
Exons: 2
Coding region: 413-1207 (264 amino acids)
Source: RefSeq, a predicted model, not a curated record